Molecule: messenger RNA, 462 nt
Organism: Laetiporus sulphureus 93-53
Lineage: Eukaryota; Fungi; Basidiomycota; Agaricomycetes; Polyporales; Laetiporaceae
Exons: 1
Coding region: 42-401 (119 amino acids)
Source: RefSeq, a predicted model, not a curated record
CAACCGCAACAGACUCUGGCCACAAGAGGAGCACGGGCCACAUGCCAGCGAUGCCGACACCAAGAUUCAAGGGUAGCGGCCAUCUCUUGAGGCUACCAUCAGCCUCCCCCCUACAUUUAUUUUCUCGCACACGUUCGCAGGAUGACAAGACAGCAGAUAACCGGGCAUGCUCAUCCACAAGCGCACAUCAUCGAUUGACGGCGAGGGACUCGAGCGGCAUCUCCGAUGCAGCUGCAGAGAAGAAGAAGAGGGUCGUGGGCCGGUUGAGAACUACCCGAGCGUUCGAUGACUUCUUCGAGGCCGCAGCGGGAAAGAUAUUGGGCGAUGGAGAUGAAGCAGAAGGGGACGCCUUGGACCAGCUUCUGGAGGCGGUGGACGACGCUGGUAACUAUCAGAUAUGAUUUAGUAAUCUUUGGGCCUACCAGGAAGCGAGAGAAGGACCAAGGCGAGAAUGACAUGUAC